This is a messenger RNA of Thunnus maccoyii (southern bluefin tuna), 3918 nucleotides long. Its product is annotated as sodium/potassium/calcium exchanger 1-like. Gene Ontology annotation, cellular component: membrane. The transcript is spliced from 9 exons. Gene Ontology annotation, biological process: long-term synaptic potentiation; long-term synaptic depression; calcium ion transmembrane transport. The coding region runs from base 513 to 2666 and encodes 717 amino acids. The record is from RefSeq and is a predicted model, not a curated record. Gene Ontology annotation, molecular function: calcium, potassium:sodium antiporter activity; calcium channel activity. Lineage: Eukaryota; Metazoa; Chordata; Actinopteri; Scombriformes; Scombridae.
ACGACCAAACUCCUCCUGUCAGCCUGCGACCAGCUAAUUAUUCUGCAUCCAUCGGGCUGUAGGAGCAGCGGAGCAGUUUCACCUCAAACUGGAAGCUGCGAGCAGCAAGAACAGUUUGAAUGUUGGUGUAUUGAUACAGCGUUAUGUCUGAAAGGGAAGGUGAGAGGUGUUUGGCUCCUAAUCCUCUUAGUAGCAUUAUGCUGAGCCUCGUUCAAGCCCUGACAUGCGGUGCGCCCUUGUAGCUCCCCAAAAACCGGAGUCAGCAUCUCUGCGUCCGUUACGCACAGCUGGAGGGACGGUCCGCAGCGGCGAGGAGCCGAGCAGCCGGCGGUACAGUCCUUCCACAGGUUGAAGCCGCUCCGCUGUAAAAGAUGAAACACACUACGCUCGCAUGUGUGUGUCUCUUCUCUGUCAGCGGCAUCUUCUCGCCACACAACGGUGCUGGAACUAUCAAGGAAUAGCAAUGCAUCUGACAUAACUUCCUGUUCCUGGAGUCGAGACACACGAGGGCAAUGAACGUGCACUCGCCUCCGAGGAGGAGACUCAAGCGCAGUCGCGUCCUCUUCUUCAUCUCAGGUGUGCUGCUGUGUUUCGUCUACACGCUGACUCUGAAGGCCAGGCUGUCACAGCCGCGAGCCUCCGCCCAGACGGAUGACGUUUUCAGAGAAGAGGAGGGCGGCGAUGAUGUUGUGGAGGUCAACAUUCGGGAGGUGAUGGCACCCAAUGAGACGCAGGAGGAGGUCGUCUCACCUGAGACCACCAAACCUCCUCUGGUAAUAAUCGUCAACAGGACAGAUAUCGAACAGUGUGUCUAUGUGGAUCCUCAACCUCCCAAACCUCCUCCAACUCAACCGCCGCCGACCACCACAGCUCCCUCACGUCCCCCUUUCCAGCCCCCCCACAGGAAGGGCGAGUACCCAGAGGACCUCUUCUCGGUGGAGCAGCGACGGCAAGGCUGGGUGGCCCUGCACAUCAUAGGCAUGACCUACAUGUUUGUCGCCUUGGCCAUCGUCUGCGAUGAGUUCUUUGUUCCCGCGCUGGAGGUCAUCACCAACAAGCUGCAGAUCUCUGACGAUGUAGCUGGGGCCACCUUCAUGGCGGCCGGAGGCUCGGCUCCGGAGCUCUUCACCUCCCUGAUCGGCGUCUUCAUCUCCCACAGCAACGUGGGCAUCGGCACCAUCGUGGGCUCGGCCGUCUUCAACAUCCUUUUUGUGAUCGGCAUGUGCGCCAUCUUCUCCCGGGAGAUGCUGCACCUGACCUGGUGGCCGCUCUUCCGGGACGUGACCUUCUACAUCCUGGACCUCAUCAUGCUCAUCAUCUUCUUCCUGGACAACAUGAUCCUGUGGUGGGAGAGCAUCCUGCUGGUGAUGGGCUACAUCAGCUACGUGAGCUUCAUGAAGUUCAACAGUCAGAUCGAGCAGGUGGUCAAGACGCAGCUCAACAAGCACGUGAACAUCGUCAAAGUGUGGACCGCCGAGGAGCCGGAGAAGGAGAGUGAAGCUGCACCUCCUCCUCCUCCUGCUGCUGCUCCCUCUGCUGCCCCUGCUGCUCCUCCUGCACCGAAAACUGAAGAUAAAUCCAAACCAGAACCGGAGCAGCCAGACUCACAAGAUGACAAAACAAGACUCAAGGUGCGUCCCGUCCUGCAGCGAGGCGGCAGCUCGGCUUCUCUUCACAACACCUCGCUGAGGAGCACCAUCUUCCAGCUGAUGAUCCACACGCUGGACCCUCUGGGAGAAGAUGAAGAUCAGAAGCCAAAGUCUGAGCAGCCCAGUGCUGCCGCCGCCGGCGCCGCCGCACCGGGGAGCGCUGCAGUCGAGCCGUCCACCUCACAGCCUCCGAAGCCCGAGGAGACGGAUGAGAAGACGACCGCUCAGCCGGAAGAGUCGAAGGCGGCAGCAUCAACGGGGGCGUCUGAGGGCUCGGCGGGCAGCUCCGACGACGAGAGCGGCGAUGAGGAAAGCAGCGACUCCGGCGAGAGCGAAGGAGGCGAUACCGAUGGCGGUGGAAACAAGGAGGAAGAGGAAAAGGAGGAAGAGGAAGAGAAUGAGCCGUUGUCUUUAGAAUGGCCUGAAACUCCACGCAAGCAGGCCACAUAUCUCUUCCUGCUGCCCAUCGUGUUCCCGCUGUGGCUCACGCUGCCGGACGUCCGCAACGCGACGUCCACGAGAUACUUUGCUGCCACGUUUAUCGGCUCCAUCCUGUGGAUCGGAGUUUUCUCCUACCUGAUGGUGUGGUGGGCUCAUCAGGUGGGUGAGACUGUCGGCAUCUCAGAGGAAAUCAUGGGCCUGACGAUCCUGGCGGCCGGGACCUCCAUCCCCGACCUCAUCACCAGUGUGAUCGUGGCCCGGAAGGGUCUGGGGGACAUGGCCGUGUCCAGCUCAGUGGGCAGUAACAUCUUCGACAUCACUAUAGGUCUGCCGGUCCCGUGGCUCAUGUACACGCUGUUACACAACGGCGAUCCGGUGACCGUCAGCUCCAACGGCCUGUUCUGCGCCAUCGUGCUGCUCUUCCUCAUGCUCCUCUUUGUCAUCAUCUCCAUCGCCAUCUGUCGCUGGAAGAUGAGCCGAAUGCUGGGCCUCACCAUGUUCGUACUGUACUUUGUGUUCCUCGUCCUCAGCGUCCUGCUGGAGGAUCGCGUCCUCACCUGCCCCAUUUCCAUCUGAGCGGACUGUGUCGAGGCGGCGGAGAGAGAGCGCACACAACACCGCUGCACAUGACUUAGUACGUGCAGACAGGAUCGAUACUGUACGUAGGAUAUUUUAGAUAGUAAAACCAAACCUAAUGUCAAAAGGCUGAACCUGGCGCAGGUAGACACGUGCUAGAGACACGUGACUAAACGACUAACAGUGAUGUUAAAGGAAAAAUCCACCCUCGACGUAGCUUUACAGAAUCAGUCAGUGAUAGUCAACGUUUUCCAGCUGCUACUUUGAGAUACAUGUGUUGUAAUUUAAUUUUCUUUCUCUGUUUACAGUAUUCUGUGCUGUGUUUACCCUCCAGCGUUUUAUUUGAGUGUCUGAAUUCUGAGUGUGAAGUUCAUCACUAUAUCGUGCUCUCAAAAAAACUCCAAACAAGUAGCGUCCAUGACAAGUUAAAUACAGAUUAGUGAGCGAGGGAGUUCCCUACUUCAGUAAUUGGUUUCCUACAUUUCCCAGAAUGCAUUUAUGCAAUCCAUUGUGAGGAAGGCCUGAAUAGAUGCUGCAAUCCAUUGUAAGUCGGAAGUCGAUAGUUCCGAGUCGGUAUUCCAGACUUCCAAUCUAAUUGUGUGCCAGUGCAUCUGCUCUUAAAAACAUGGACGCCAUGGCAAGUCUGUGAACUUCACAAGCAUCUACUCAGGGCCAAUAUCAGACACCACAGCGCCGAUAGGCUGGUUCCACAUGCUCGCAAAGACCUCUAUCGAGCACAAAUCAAAUAAAUGGAAAUGGCAACUACACAAACACUACAUAAGGUAAAAGUUGAUGAAAAAGUAAUUCUGCUCACUGCUCAUUGUGUGCGCCGCCACGCUAGACGGAUCUCGCCCAAGUUGCCAACUUGGAAUUCUAACUUGAAUUACUUUUCCAUUGCACUUUUCCAUGUCAGAGGUUGUUCCCCCAUCCUCCCGAAUACAAUGGAUUGUAGCAAGAGUUGUGAAGUGGUUACAGAAGUGUUUUUUGCCAUUCUGUAUUACCAGAAAGUCAAGAGGUUGUUUUAUGUAGCAGAACAAGCUGGUGAAGUUCUGUAAACAGAACUGUGUUCCCGUACUAGGAAGCUCUCUGCUGAGGUUUACGAUCUUAUUGCUGUUUUUACUCUUUGGAGCUGUUCCUAAACAAACUAAAGUAACCGUUCUCUUCACGGACGAAGGAACAAGUCACCCAGUGCAGCGGAGGAAUAAUAUACUGUAUAUCAGGCUUAGGAUACACACACAAUACUUGCAAGUAG